Penicillium waksmanii is the source of this 960-nucleotide messenger RNA. RefSeq names its product HMG-box domain-containing protein. Gene Ontology annotation, biological process: anatomical structure morphogenesis; cell differentiation; negative regulation of transcription by RNA polymerase II. NCBI's taxonomy places the organism in Eukaryota, Fungi, Ascomycota, Eurotiomycetes, Eurotiales, Aspergillaceae. The record is from RefSeq and is a predicted model, not a curated record. Gene Ontology annotation, molecular function: DNA-binding transcription factor activity, RNA polymerase II-specific; RNA polymerase II cis-regulatory region sequence-specific DNA binding. The transcript is spliced from 3 exons. Bases 1 to 960 code for a protein of 319 amino acids.
AUGUCUGCUUCCGAUCUGGGAGCGGGUCCCCCCGACUUCCCAACGUCUUUUGACAGGGACCGAGCGAUGGAACUGCUUUGGGAGAACUCGCUCCUGAAUCGCAGUCAGACGGGGGGCGAGAUAAUGGUCCCAUUCAAUGUCGUUGCACUAAUUGGGGAGGAAAACAUGAGUAUCCUGCACGAAAGACUCAGGGUAUUGACUGGCGGCGAUGUAGAGCGAUUUGACGACCAUCAAUUCGGGUGUGUACGUCUCAUUCCAAAGCCGCAUUUGCCUCAAGUUGAGAUUGAGGAAUGGGCUCGGGCUCAUAUAACUAAGCAACUAUAUGAAGCCGCAAGUCAAGGCAUGAACCUAUACCCAGAUCUUCAGAAGGUUCCCCGCCCACCCAAUUCUUUCAUUCUUUACAGACAACACCAUCACAAACCCGUGACCGCCGCGAAUCCCGGAGUCCCUAACACAGCGAUUUCGCGGAUCAUCGCGGACAUGUGGAAACACGAGAUACCCGCGAUCAAGGAUGAGUACAAAAUGUUGGCCCAGAUGGCUAAAGAAGAGCAUGCGGCAAGGUACCCUGACUAUCAAUAUGCGCCCCGACGUCCGCAUCAGAAACGUCGCCGCCUUCCACGGAUCCAUCCGUCGGCGCUCACCUGGAUGUGGGGGACGAAAAGUGGAGCAGCUAUCCUUGAAAAGGCAACAGCUCGCCCUCGGGCAGAUGGCUGGGUCCCAGUGACCCGCGAUUUGGUCCAAGAACUGGACUCGCAGCACCUUCUCUUGGGCCCUGAGGGACUUGGGCCACCCCCUUUUGGCUCAACCCAAGAGCAGUUUCGGGAGCUCAUCCAGAGACAACUUGAGCUCGGAGCGAAUGCUCCACAACUGGCUGCGGCGGACGCUGAGGAUUUCGACCCGAUAUUUGAAGGCCUCGAUGAAGAUUUCCUGGAGGAAAUUCUCAAUUUUGAUGAGAAUUGA